Messenger RNA from Cynoglossus semilaevis (tongue sole), 3293 nucleotides. RefSeq names its product phosphatidylinositol 3-kinase, catalytic subunit type 3 (gene pik3c3). Gene Ontology annotation, molecular function: 1-phosphatidylinositol-3-kinase activity. Bases 359 to 3013 code for a protein of 884 amino acids. Gene Ontology annotation, biological process: endocytosis; autophagy of peroxisome; phosphatidylinositol-3-phosphate biosynthetic process. Gene Ontology annotation, cellular component: cytoplasm; phagophore assembly site; membrane. The record is from RefSeq and is a predicted model, not a curated record. NCBI's taxonomy places the organism in Eukaryota, Metazoa, Chordata, Actinopteri, Pleuronectiformes, Cynoglossidae. The transcript is spliced from 26 exons.
UUCGAUUACUUUUGACUGUGUAUAGAUUUUCUCUUUGGCCACUGCGGUGUUGUUGUGCUGCUUAAAAACACCGAAUCAUGUCCGUCAGACAGUCGUUAAAUGUAUGCCUUUAAUGAAAAUUAAGGCGUUCAAACGUUGAGUUCUGGUAAAGUUUACGGACCGGUGAGCUCUGUGAGCGUGUGGCCGGUGUGUGAGCGCAGCUCGGCGGACUGUUUUUGCGCUCAAUUCGGGGCCUUGUUGCAAAACCAGCCGCUGUCACGGGCUCACACGACCGUCCGGUUUCCCCCCCUUCGUUUCGUUUUUAAAUGUUCCAGGUUCAGCGGCUUGUGCUUCACACCAAGUGUUUUCCUGCGGGACGAUGGACACUGACAAGUUUAACUAUGUCUACAGCUGUGACCUGGACAUUAACGUUCAACUUAAGAUAGGCAGUUUGGAAGGAAAGCGGGAGCAGAAAAGCUACAAAGCGCUGCUCGAAGACCCAAUGCUGCGGUUCUCUGGACUUUACCAGGAGAACUGCUCCGACCUCUAUGUCACCUGUCAGGUGUUUGCUGAUGGAAAACCUCUGGCUUUGCCUGUCCGCACCUCGUACAAGGCAUUCAGCACACGGUGGAACUGGAACGAGUGGCUGCGGCUGCCAGUCAAAUACCCAGAUCUUCCUCAAAGUGCCCAGGUCGCUCUCACGGUGUGGGACAUCUACGGACCAGGGACGGCCGUACCUGUGGGAGGCACCACCGUCUCUCUGUUUGGUAAAUAUGGAAUGUUCAGACAAGGGAUGCAUGACCUGAAAGUGUGGCCAGGCGUGGAGGGCGAUGGUGGGGACCCCACCACCACACCGGGUCGUACCAGUAGUAGCCUGACAGAGGACCAGAUGGGCCGGCUCGCCAAGGGCCCUGACCUGAAGGUACUCUGUGAUCUGACGAAGGCCCAUCGGCAGGGACACAUGGUGAAGGUGGACUGGCUGGACCGGCUGACCUUCAGAGAGAUCGAAAUGAUCAACGAGAGUGAGAAACGUAGCUCUAACUUCAUGUACCUCAUGGUGGAGUUCCCACGUGUCAAAACCAACGACAGAGAUUACAGCAUCGUUUACUAUGAAAAGGACGGAGAUGACGCCUCACCAGUUCUGACCAGCUGUGAGAUCGUCAAAGUUCCUGACCCUCAGAUGGGAAUGGAGAACCUGGUUGAAAGCAAGCACCACAAACUGGCCCGUAGUCUCCGCAGUGGACCAUCAGAUCAUGACCUGAAGCCCAACGCUGCCACCCGUGACCAGCUCAAUAUCAUCGUCAGUUACCCUCCAACCAAACAGCUGAGCUCCGAGGAGCAGGACCUGGUGUGGAAGUUCAGAUACUACCUCACCACACAGGAGAAGGCUUUAACAAAGUUCCUCAAGUGUGUGAACUGGGAUCUGCCCCAGGAGGCCAAACAGGCGCUGGAGCUGCUGGGGAAGUGGAGGCCUAUGGAUGUAGAGGACUCCCUGGAGUUGCUGUCGUCCCAGUUCACCAACCCUACAGUCAGACGAUACGCUGUUGCGCGGCUGCAGCAAGCGGACGAUGAGGACCUGCUGAUGUAUCUUCUCCAGCUGGUUCAGGCUCUCAAAUAUGAAAACUUCAGCGAGAUCCAAGGAGGCCUGGAGCCAGGGAGCAAGAGACACAGCCAGGGACUUUCAGAUGACUCGGCACUGGACAGCUCCCAGAUUCUUUCCACCACAUCUGUUUCCUCCACUGCACCGCAGAAAGGAAAGGACGGAGCUGACAGCGAGAGUCUGGAGCAGGACCUGUGCACGUUCCUCAUCUCCAGAGCUUGUAAGAACUCCACCCUCGCCAACUACCUGUACUGGUAUGUCAUCGUGGAGUGUGAGGAUCAGGACACGCAGCAGCGCGACCCCAAAACCCACGAGAUGUAUCUGAACGUGAUGAGGAGGUUCAGUCAGGCUCUACUGAAGGGAGAUAAGAGUGUGAGAGUGAUGCGCUCGCUGUUGGCCGCCCAGCAGACGUUCGUAGACAAACUGGUGCAGCUGAUGAAGGCUGUGCAGAGAGAGAGUGGGAAUCGCAAAAAGAAGGCAGAGCGUUUGCAGGCUCUGCUGGCCGACAACGAGAAGGUGAACCUUUCAGAGAUCGAACCGAUUCCUCUUCCUCUGGAACCUCAGAUCAGGAUCAGAGGCAUCGUCCCUGAAACAGCAACACUCUUCAAGAGUGCACUGAUGCCAGCCAAGCUCAUCUUUAAGACUGAUGACGGAGCCAUGUAUCCAGUCAUUUUCAAACAUGGAGAUGACCUGAGGCAGGACCAGCUCAUCCUGCAGAUCAUCUCACUCAUGGACAAACUUCUGAGAAAAGAAAAUCUUGACCUGAAGUUGACUCCAUACAAGGUUUUGGCGACGAGCACUAAGCACGGUUUCAUGCAGUUUGUUCAGUCUGUUCCCGUUGCCGAAGUCCUGGCAACUGAAGUCAACAUCCAGAGUUUCUUCAGGAAACACGCUCCCAGUGAGAAGGGUCCGUACGGCAUCAGCUCCGAGGUGAUGGACACCUACGUCAAGAGCUGUGCUGGUUACUGUGUCAUCACCUACAUCCUGGGCGUAGGAGACAGACAUCUGGACAAUCUGCUGCUGACAAAGACAGGGAAGCUCUUCCACAUCGACUUCGGCUACAUCUUGGGUCGAGACCCCAAACCACUGCCUCCACCUAUGAAGCUGAGUAAGGAGAUGGUGGAGGGGAUGGGAGGCAUGCAGAGCGAGCAGUACCAGGAGUUCAGGAAGCAGUGCUACACCGCCUUCCUACACCUGCGCAGAUACUCCAACUUGAUCUUGAAUCUGUUCUCUCUCAUGGUGGACGCCAACAUCCCUGACAUUGCCCUGGAGCCUGACAAGACUGUUAAAAAGGUGCAGGAUAAGUUUCGAUUGGACCUGUCAGAUGAGGAGGCUGUUCAUUACAUGCAGGGUCUGAUAGACGAGAGCGUGGGAGCGCUGUUUGCUGCGGUGGUCGAGCAGAUACACAAGUUUGCACAGUACUGGCGUAGAUGAGAAGACUCUGGUCGACCAGGACACAGGGGCUCCUGAAGGUUGGUGGCAGCAACAGAGAGCUGACCCCACAGCUCAGACCUGACCCCACGCAAUGAGCGAGUGACUGAAGUGAAGAAACUCAACAACACUGUUAAAGAGGCCAAUAAUGCACUGCCAACUUUGACUGCAGGGUGGCGAUAGCAGGGACGAGCUGAGCCCUGUCUGCUGAUGUAUAUAUGAUGUAUAUUAACUAUUGAAUGGAUGGAAGCCUACGGCCAAAUAAAGGAGUGAUGAUACCACA